Artibeus jamaicensis (Jamaican fruit-eating bat) is the source of this 3405-nucleotide messenger RNA. Its product is annotated as F-BAR domain only protein 1-like. Gene Ontology annotation, biological process: clathrin coat assembly; clathrin-dependent endocytosis. The record is from RefSeq and is a predicted model, not a curated record. NCBI's taxonomy places the organism in Eukaryota, Metazoa, Chordata, Mammalia, Chiroptera, Phyllostomidae. Gene Ontology annotation, cellular component: clathrin-coated vesicle; clathrin-coated pit; cytoplasm. The transcript is spliced from 8 exons. The coding region runs from base 1395 to 2096 and encodes 233 amino acids.
GAGAGCAGGCUGGAGCGGGCUCCUGGAGCUCACGUGGGGAGAGUGGAGUCCCCUUCACGUGUAGAGGAACUGGGCUGUGACCACAUGAGGUCCCCAGCGAUGGUAGUGGGGUGCUUGGCAUUGCCGCGGUUAGAGAAAGACCCUGCCUGGUUGGAGCUGCUUCAAGGGAGGGUCCAAGGGGGUGAGCGUGGACCCAGAGUGCAGACGAGUUGAGUUCUCUGAGCUUCACUGUAGAACAGUGACUCUCAGCCAGGCUGGUUCUGCCCCCAGGGGACACCCAGCAAGGUCACCACUGAUAAUUGAUUGACUCCUCUGGGGGGAUGGGGACAAAUUAGCAUCUGGUGGGUUAGGGCCAGGGAUACUGGUCACCACAGUAGGGCCACAGGGCGGCCCCACCCCAGGAAAUGAUCCACAAUGUGAGCAUGUCCACAGUGCUCUGGAGCAACCCUGGAGGCAGGAGGAAUGUGCCCUGGACGGCCGGUGGGAGGGGGCAGGGGACAGCAGAGCAGGGGACCCCGGGGAGGCAAGAGAGCAAGGGGAAUCUGGGUGUCAACACCAGGUUAGUUAACUUACAAGGGUGGGCCUCGGUGUGGGCCAGGGUUGGAGGCCACCCAUACACGCUCCAGGUGUCAGGUAACAACCCUCUUCCACAUCCCCCUGUAUCGGACCUGCCUUCUGAGCAUCCAGGCCUUGGCUAGGAUUCCACCAGGGACAGGGAGCUCACUUCCUAUUGUGCCACCAGGCUGGUGUCUGGUGGGCUCGGGGUUGUGGACGGUGCCUGUGGUCUUGUCUGGCGUCUUAGUAGCCUCAGCACUUCAGACCACCAGGGGGUCUCCCCACAAUAGUCCGACUCCCAGUUUUUGGCUGAGUUCCAAGCCAGGGAGGCCCGAGAGGCCCAGGGCAGCCUCUCAGCCACGUGUUUGUCACACUCACUCCCCAGAGCCGAGGCCUGCACCUGCCGACCUUACAGCCAUGGAAGGCCUGGCAGCCCCACCCCGGAGGCCCCGCUCCAGGAAGGUGUCCUGCCCCCUCUUGGGCAGCAAUGGGGAGCUGGUAGGGAGAGGGGGCGUGGCAGGAGCUGGGCUGGGGUUGCUUCCGGGCUCAGCCUCAGGACAGGGCUGCUUGGGUGUUCCCAGCCCAGCCCAGCCCAACUCCUUCCCUUCCAGUCUCAUUCCCUGAGCCCCUCCCCACUGGGCUCUUCAGUCCCCAGCACCAACCCUGAACGUUCCAGCUUCUCAUCUCAGACAGGUCACGGGAUCUCCCGGGGCCCAAGCCCUGUGGUCCUGGGCUCCCAGGAUGCCCUGCCCGUGGCCACCGUCUUCACCGAGUACGUCCAUGCCUACUUCCGUGGCCACAGCCCCAGCUGCCUGGCACGAGUAACUGGGGAGCUGACCAUGACCUUCCCAGCGGGCAUCGUGCGUGUAUUCAACGGGACCCCACCCCCGCCCGUCCUCAGCUUCCGCCUGGUGCACACGGCCCCCAUCGAGCACUUCCAGCCCAGCGCCGAUCUCCUCUUCAGUGACCCCUCCCAGACUGACCCUGAGACCAAAGACUUCUGGCUCAACAUGACAGCCCUGACAGAAGCACUGCAGCGCCAGGCAGAGCAGAAUCCAGCCGCCUCCUACUACAACGUGGUGCUGCUGCGCUACCAGUUCUCCCGCCCGGGACCCCAGUGUGUGCCUCUGCAGCUGAGCGCCCACUGGCAGUGUGAGGCGACCCUCACUCAGGUCUCGGUGGAAUACAGCUACCGGCCGGGUGCCACGGCUGUGCCUACACCACUCACCAAUGUCCAGGUCCUGCUGCCUGUGGGGGAGCCUGUGACCAAUGUCCACCUGCAGCCAGCCGCUAUCUGGAACCUGGAGGAGAAGCGGUUCCUAUGGAAGCUUCCAGAUGUGUCCGAGGCAGGGGGCUCUGGCCGCCUGUCUGCCAGCUGGGAGCCACGCUCAGGGCCCAGCACUCCCAGCCCCGUGGCCGCUCAGUUCACCAGUGAAGGGGCCACUCUGUCCGGCGUGGACCUGGAGCUGGUGGGCAGUGGCUACCGCAUGUCACUGGUAAAAAGAAGGUUUGCCACAGGAAUGUAUCUGGAGAGCUGCUGAGCCUGGGAGGCUGACCGGCCCGCUGGGCCCAGCUCUGCACCUAGUCCUGGUGCUGGGUGACUGGCCCCUGCCUGCCUGCCGGGCCCAGGGGCCAGCACCUGGCCUCCUCCGAGGCCCUGACUCUGUGGAGAGGAGCCCCACGCCCAGCCUGGCUGAGCCUGAGAUUCACUCCCGCUCACACCAAUUCCCACACAGGUCCUUGGACUUUUAAUGUUCUUUGAAUAAACACUUUAUUUUCUAAUAAAAUAAUUUUCCUGCUGCUGGAAGUUUCCUUCCCAUCACCAGAGAGGAGAUGAAGAGAAGAUGGAUGCCCGGGGGAGAUCUAACAUCCAUAAUGUUCCCUGUCACCCCACCCCCUCCCACCUAGCCUGUGAACAGUGAUAGUAGGACAGAGCAAGCCAGACACGGACACUCCCAGCCCCAUGGACUCCCCCAGCCCCAUGGACUCAGCUGGGCUGGUGGAAGGAAGGAGGACUGGAGGAACCCAGAGGCAGGUGUCAGGAAGACAUCCAAAGGAGAGGGUAUUCUAAAUGGGGCUUGGAGGUGUGAGUAAGAGUUUGCAAGCUGCAGAUGGGCACCCCAUGCCGAGACAUGGUGAGUUCCAUGAGACAGCAAUUAGUCCAUGAACACCAGUUGAGUACCCACUGUAUGCCAGGCAGUAAGGAGCCGACUGUGAGUGGGAAAACGCUCUUGGAAGCCAGAGGGCUGUGAGCCAAAAGCCUGGCUUUAGAGCCUGCUUGGUGGCUGUGUGACUUUGAGCAAGUGACUUGACCUCCCUGGGCCUCAGUUCCCUCAUCUGUAACUCACCCCACUGGGUGGCUGAGGGGAGGUCUCACACUCUGACAAGACCCUGGCACAGGAGAAGCACCCCAGCAGUGCCGGCAGCUUUUCUGUGAUGGGAGCUAGGGUGGGGGCAGGCCUCAGUGCAGGUGGGCGAGAAGGGGCCUGCUUGGGGCCCAGGACAGGCCCGGUCACCAGCACACUGGCGGGGAGCAGGUCUGAGCUCAGUGGAAAGUCCUGCGUCCUAAUGGACAAGUGAGGACCCUGCAUGCCUGGGCCUCAGGCUGUGCAGAUGCCAGGGACCAAGCGGGGGCCAGGUGGGAGUCAGGAAGAGGGGUUUGGCCUGUGGUCUCUGAUCCUCACCCCCUACCUUCCAAAGAGAGAAGGGGGGCCCUGACUGGUGUGGCUCAGUGGGUUGGGCCUUUUCCCACAAACAGAGAGGUCACUCAUUCAGUUCCCAGUCAGGGCACAUGCCUGCCUGCGGGCCAGGUCCCAGCAACCCUGGUUGGGGUGGGCAGGAAGCAACAGA